Messenger RNA from Microthlaspi erraticum, 960 nucleotides. The record is from the annotation of a GenBank genome assembly. Lineage: Eukaryota; Viridiplantae; Streptophyta; Magnoliopsida; Brassicales; Brassicaceae.
AUGAUGACGAGUAUGGAAGGGAUGGUGGAGAAAGGAGUGUUGGAUGAUAUCAUAAGGAGAUUGUUGGAAGGUAAAGGAGGCAAACAGGUUCAGCUUUCGGAGAGCGAGAUUCGUCAACUCUGCUUUAACGCCCGCCAAAUCUUCCUCUCCCAGCCCAAUCUCCUCGAGCUCCAUGCCCCAAUCCGCAUCUGCGGUGAUAUCCAUGGCCAGUAUCAAGAUCUUCUGAGGCUAUUCGAAUACGGAGGCUAUCCUCCGUCGGCGAACUUUCUCUUCCUCGGCGAUUACGUUGACAGAGGCAAGCAAAGUCUCGAGACCAUAUGUUUGCUUCUCGCUUACAAGAUUCGUUACCCGUCGAAGAUAUUCCUUUUGAGAGGGAACCACGAGGACGCUAAGAUCAAUCGGAUAUACGGAUUCUACGACGAAUGCAAACGGAGAUUCAACGUGCGUCUUUGGAAGAUAUUCACCGAUUGCUUCAACUGUUUGCCCGUAGCCGCACUCAUCGACGAUAAGAUCUUAUGCAUGCACGGCGGCUUGUCGCCGGAAUUGGAUAAUCUGAAUCAGAUUCGAGAGAUUGAAAGGCCUACGGAGAUUCCAGAUGCUGGUCUUCUCUGUGACCUGCUUUGGUCAGAUCCUGAUCAGAAGAUUGAAGGCUGGGCUGAUAGUGAUCGAGGUAUCUCCUGCGUUUUUGGAGCUGAUAAAGUCGCUGAGUUCUUGGAUAAGAAUGAUCUUGACCUCAUUUGCCGUGGCCAUCAGGUAGUGGAAGAUGGGUACGAGUUUUUCGCAAAAAGGAGAUUAGUGACGAUAUUCUCAGCUCCAAACUAUGGUGGAGAGUUUGACAACGCUGGUGCAUUAUUGAGCGUGGACGAGUCUCUUGUUUGCUCCUUCGAGAUUAUGAAACCUGCCCUAGCUUCUAGCAGCGGUCAACCUCUCAAGAAGGUACCGAAAAUGGGGAAGUCUUGA